Enhydra lutris kenyoni (northern sea otter) is the source of this 390-nucleotide messenger RNA. RefSeq names its product cytochrome c oxidase subunit NDUFA4-like. The record is from RefSeq and is a predicted model, not a curated record. NCBI's taxonomy places the organism in Eukaryota, Metazoa, Chordata, Mammalia, Carnivora, Mustelidae.
AUGACGCGCACGGCCGCUGCGCCCGCAGGCCUGGCGCUUCCGGGCUGCGCGCGGGGUCUCGGGCGUGACGCGGGGGAGCGCGGGGGGCGCGCGCCGGGCGGCGAUUCCCAGGCGCGGAUCCGGGAAGGGCUCCUACCGCCACCAUUGUUUCUCCAGAUCCUUGGUCCAGCCAAAAAGCAUCCAAGCUUGAUCUCUCUCUUUGUAUUUAUUGGAGGGGAAAGUACUGGAGCAGUGGGCAGUGUCUUGCUCCUGGCCUUGUUCAAUCCAGAUGUCAAUGAGAAAAAUAACCCAGGACCCUGGAACACACUGGGUCCCCAUGAUCAAUACUACAAGUUUUCCUCGGUGAAUGUACAUUACAGCAAACUGCAGAAAGAAGGGCCAGACCUCUAA